AUGCCCAACAUGGAGAGGGGCAAGCCAGCCACUUACACCGGCGACAAGAAGGCAAAGAUGGCUGCAAAGACCAAUAAGAAGUGGCCGCGAUCAUCCUGGCCAUCUACUACAGCCUCAUAUGGUCUCCAAACAAGUCAAACAGCCCCCCUACCACCCCCAGCCCCCCCCACCACCGCGAGCAUCAACGGGACGGACAGCAACAGCACGCGGGCGACUCCGCUCCCCAUCAACGCCACCGGCACCAACGCGUCUCUAGAGCCGACGCACGCGUCCCUCUCCAAAGGCGCGCGCUCCCAACGCGCGGGUCUCUACACACACGCGUCCGGCGACAUCUCACACACCCAGACUGCAGAGAAAACACAGCCUUCCCGGGGAGAGCAGACCCUCGCCGGCGGACACGCGCAGGGACGAGCGCGCCGCGCGACGUCGCUCGAGGACGACUCCAGACAAACUCCGUCAAAUGAGCGGCACAGAAAGACCUAA
Molecule: messenger RNA, 483 nt
Organism: Carassius auratus (goldfish)
Lineage: Eukaryota; Metazoa; Chordata; Actinopteri; Cypriniformes; Cyprinidae
Product: putative transmembrane protein INAFM2
Exons: 2
Coding region: 1-483 (160 amino acids)
Source: RefSeq, a predicted model, not a curated record